AUGAAUGCUAAUAAUUAUGCUCGAAUUUCAUAUUAUGAAUCGGAUAGUAGUGGAGAUGAUCUUCCUAGUACCACAUAUACAUCAGCAAUUAAGCGUCAUAUGACUUCAACUCAAUAUAAAAUUGAUUGGCAUACUUGGAGUAUCUUGGAUACAGACAAACAUCCAUAUAGAUUACUUGUAAACGAAAGUCUAGCCACAAGUGAAAAAUCACCUACUUUAAAUCUAACCACAAGAUCAGUACCUUUAGUAGUAUGUCCUGAAGGUCGUAUCAUUAGACGAACAUAUCAAAAGACAAUUCAAUAA
Rotaria sp. Silwood2 is the source of this 303-nucleotide messenger RNA. The record is from the annotation of a GenBank genome assembly. NCBI's taxonomy places the organism in Eukaryota, Metazoa, Rotifera, Eurotatoria, Philodinida, Philodinidae.